This is a messenger RNA of Penicillium canariense, 915 nucleotides long. RefSeq lists its product as uncharacterized. NCBI's taxonomy places the organism in Eukaryota, Fungi, Ascomycota, Eurotiomycetes, Eurotiales, Aspergillaceae. The coding region runs from base 454 to 915 and encodes 153 amino acids. The transcript is spliced from 5 exons. The record is from RefSeq and is a predicted model, not a curated record.
AUGCAGUUGUUCCCUGCAGCGAUUCAGCCCGAGUCGCGCCGUGGACCGGACGAUCCGAGACAAGUGCGACGGACUUUGUCGCACUGGGGGUGGGAGCCGUCGCGCGCGACCGGGCAGCUCGAAGAAAUGGUGAUAAUUACUGAGGCCGAUGUUACUGCGGAUGGCAGGGAGGAAGUCGUCAAGGCGACAUGGUCGAGGCCGGGCGAGGGAGCAGGUGGAUGGGCCGGUGGCCGGUGGGCGAGAGAGAUGAGGAGAGUGAUGGCGUGCAAGAAGUGAGUGCUUGUUACCGACUACUGGCGACUCAACUAUCCUUUGCAUGCGAUAUCUCGUGACUGCUUCUCAACUACGUUUAAUUUCAAGUUCAAUCCUUCCCUCCUUCCCUCCUUCGCCUCCUUUCUGCCAACUCUCUGUCCUCUCCAUCCUGCAGAGCCUCGAUCCGUCCCCAAGUGGACCAUGACGCCUCCUCUCAUUUGCGAUCCCGUCGAGGCUCCGGGGAGUCCGCCGGGCGCAAAGCACCCAACUGCACUCUGCACAGGCCGACCGGCUGGAUUGAUGCGACAGGUUGGAGAGGAAGGGGGGGCCCCCCAUUUCGGGGGCUUUCUCCUCGAAAUUACCCUGCCGCCCCCCAGUCCUUUCCCCCGAGUCCGGUCCCCUCCCAGACGGCAUGCGUCACUUUUCGUCGCAACACUGGACCUUCUGGCAGAAACGCCACCGUUCCUGGCCGUUGCGCGCUUCCCUACAUCACCGGAUUUAACUUCCUCUGACCUAACCAGACUAACCUAUCAUCGCGGCCCUGGGCCCCUUCGCUCCAUCAUUCCACCCUCCGCUGCAACGCGUUUGUCCGUGGUUCGGAGGGCGAUCGCAGCCUACGGGUGGAUGGCCGGCCAAUCAGGGGUCCGCAAUAGCCAGCACUAG